Molecule: messenger RNA, 1794 nt
Organism: Penicillium hordei
Lineage: Eukaryota; Fungi; Ascomycota; Eurotiomycetes; Eurotiales; Aspergillaceae
Product: Zn(II)2Cys6 transcription factor
Exons: 5
Coding region: 1-1794 (597 amino acids)
Biological process (GO): DNA-templated transcription; regulation of DNA-templated transcription
Cellular component (GO): nucleus
Molecular function (GO): zinc ion binding; DNA binding; DNA-binding transcription factor activity, RNA polymerase II-specific
Source: RefSeq, a predicted model, not a curated record
AUGGCGGCUUCACGACAGCAACCUGGACUGGCUUGCGAGGAAUGCCGGAAAAAGAAACUCCGAUGCGAUAGACGACGGCCUCAAUGUGACCAGUGCGAAGACUCUGGUAUAACCUGCCUUGUAAAUCAAGUUCGCUCACCACGGGGCCCCAAGAAGGGGCAUCUCAAGGCUUUGCGAAAUCGCAUUGCUACGCUGGAAAGUAUUAUAAAUUGUCACCAGGGUAAUCUUGGUCCCAAGGAAGUAUUGGACGGUAGUGAGAAAUAUCAUUCCGACGAGACAGCUCAAUUGUUCAGCCCAUCCGAAGAGUAUAUUCCCAACCCCACGAAGAGCGAAUGUCGUGAUAUCCCCUGCUCCAUUGAGGCAUCCACAAUAACCUCACCUAUUACACCCAUGACCCCGCCUGAACAUGAGAGCUUAGAUAUGAUCGAGGCAGAUCUGGACCAGCUAUAUUUCGACAGAGUACACCCUGUCGCGCCCAUGCUCCACCGGGGCCGGUAUUUCUCCUGGUCACAGAGCUUCAACAAACCAGCCUCCCACAUCUGCUUACAAUUUGCAAUGUGGGCACUUGCAGCAGCCUCAUCCGCCCAUUUACAGCACAUGCGGAAAUCUCUCUUCACCCGUGCACGGUCCGCGAUUGACGCUCUAGAUCACGAUAUCGAAUCCAGCAGUGCGGCCUGUCUCCAAGUAGCCCAAGCAUGGCUUCUUCUAACUCACUAUGAGUUCCGCUACAUGAGCUACCGCCGAGCAUGGCUUACCGCAGGACGCGCCUUUCGAAUUAUCCAACUCGCCAAAUUACACGAGAUCGAUCGGCUCAAUGGCGUUAGUAUAAACAUGGCACAUCCUGAAGCAUGGGCGGAGGCCGAGGAAAAGCGUCGCACCUACUGGCUAGCAUAUUGCCUAGACCGAUUCCUCAAUAUCUCUGACGAGUGGCCUCUAAGUCUACAGGAGGAAGCACUCUGCAUAUAUCUCCCCGUCUCGGAGUCAGACUUCCAGCACAGCAGGCCCGUCCUUAUGGACUCCUUAUAUGACGAGAUCGAGACCUCCGGACAGAAAAUGCUACCGCCUUUCGCGGAGACAAUCGUCCUGAUCACGCUAUGCUGGCACAGCGUUACAUUCCAGCACGCCGGGUACGGCGACAAAACAUCUCCGACAAACGGAGAUGCCUGGAAGAGCCAUACUUGGCUAUACCAAAUAGUACAACAGCGGUUGAUACUCGUCUCACUACCCCCUUCCUCGCCCGAACUCCACGACCCCAUGCGUCUCUUCACAAACAUGCUCGCCAAUGCCGCAGUGAUAUGGCUAUACAACAUCAUGGAGACCCUACAGGUGGAAGUCGAUGAGGAUAUUAUCCUAGUUCCGCUCUACUCCGCGUACGAGAUCGUAGGUUUGGCGAAACCGCUCACCCGAUCCAGCUUUUUCAAGGUAAGACCACCCACUUCCCCUUCCCGUAAAUUGACGGUAACCUUUGUGUUUUACGAUGUUACACAGGCGCAUGCGUUCUCUCCCAUGCUACUCUAUCUCUCGGCAAAGUUUCUCAAGACACAUGCCGAUCAACUGAGUACGUGUGUCUCCGCGUCGGAGGAUAAACAGCAGAAGUUGGAGGAUUUGAGAAAGGCUUUACGUGUUUUGCAAGGUGGGAAUAAUUUAGCUAUGAGCUACUUGGAGUUGCUUGACUCGGACUCGGACUCGUUCGACAAAUUGUGCAACUUGGCAUCUGCCCAAGGGUGUACUAUGUCUGAUGUCCCAGGUCAGCCGGAGCCACCUUUCUUUUUGGAUAUCAUGAAUCUUUUCUAG